AAAUAAAAUAUUUUAUGUAAUCAAUAAUAAUUUAAAAAUUAAAAAAAUUAUUUUAUUCCUCCCUUAGCUCGCGUGCGGCAGCUGCUCCCUCGAGCCUUCCUCUGGACUCAGCUCGACAGCAAUGGCCUCCACGGCGACGGCGAGGCAAGCGCGGCGUUCUUCUCCCUCUUCGGUUAGACGGCGGCAUGAUGAUGUCGCCCAGUACGUCGGCGCGAGCCUUCCGCUCCUCCUCCCUUAUUCUACGGCUUAGUCUCCCUUUCCCUUUUGCUUCUGCUUCUUCGUUCAUGAAAGGAAAGGAAACCGUAUGGGUGUGAUGGCUGCGCAGCAAAACAGUGAAGAAGGGGGUUGGGGCUGCGCAGCAUUGAAGAGAAGGAAUGGAGGGGGAAGGGUAUGUCAAUUAAGGUAAUAGGGUUAAUUUUGUAAUUUCAAAUAAAAGUAAGGAUAGUAUAGUAAUUGAAACCCAAAUUAAAUCUAACACUAAUUAUAUAUAGAAGAUACUAUUUGUUCAUAAAUUUUAGAGGUAAUGACCAAUUCGGUACCCGAAAGAUUCAAACACUGACAUUUUGGUACCUAACUAUUGUUAUUGACAAAAAGGUACCUGAAUGAUUAAAAAUUUUGCCAAGUGCGUCCACGUGCUUGCCAGAACAUAGCUCCGGUGAGUACGAUGCCUACGUGGACGCCGGUUUUUGCUGACAAGAUUAAUUUUAUAUUAGAUGGAAUUUGUAAUUAAAAGUAUGCUUAUCCUACCUGGAAAUUAAGUUAACCUAAUUGAAAAUUGGUUUUGCCCCAAUUUAAUUUUGCCCUAAAACCCAAUUUUGCUCUCUUCGCUCACUCGUAGAGCACGAUUCCAAUCUGGAAGAUGCAAGCAGCUAGGGCUCGUGGAAAAGGUGGAACCGUGAGAAAGCACUCAUCCAUUCAAGCCAUCGACGUUGAUGGUGGUUCAGGUGUUGGUAGUAAAAUCUACGAUGGGUGUUGCUUUUGUCCCCUCCCGGUGGUUCCGUUGAAGUCGAAGACAAGUAGCAACCCUGAUAGAUGGUUUCUACGUUGCCCUAUGUGGAAGAACACACAAAGACGUUGUGGGUAUUUUCAAUUGUUGGAUGAAAUAGAAGAGCAAUGUGUGGAAGGAGAAGUUUCUUCGGAGAAUAGCAACAUGAUGGGCAUAGCAGACCCAAAGAAGAAAAGCAGAAUCAACCAGGAGGGUAGUGAUGGCCGGAAAAGGGAUAGGAUGAUGAUGGUACUUUCUGUGGUGAAUGACAUGAAGGAGUAGCUGAAGAGGGUUGAGUUGUUGUUGAUUGUUAUCUGUAUAUUGUUUGGGUUAAAUCUGGUUUUGAGUCUGCUUUGUUUGGCUAAGUAGGAAGACAAUGGUUAAAUUUAAGAAUUUAAUAAGAAAAUUUUGUUUCUUUGUAAUGUUCUCCUAAUUGUAAUUGAGAUGAAUUAAUGGAUGCCUUGUUAUUAGUAUUCUGUGACUGAGUUAUUGUUGCUGAAUUGUGAGUAAGCUAUAUAUAAGAUAGGUAAGCCAUUAAUGAAAAAAUUGCAUAAACAGAAGCUGUAUAAAACACCUUUUUCAUAGCAUAAAAUCAUAAUCCAUAAGUAUCAAGAGUAACAUACCUCAGACCCAAAAUAACACAAGACAGCCCCAAAAAAACCUAACAUGACAUAAUGACACUUAUGUUCAUAACAAGUACUACUAAAUCAGGUCUAACAUUGAACUAAAAACUCAACAUGCCAUAAUGGCAUUUAGGUGCAUAGUAUCUACAUCAGGUCCAACAUGGAACUAAUAACAAAAUGAAAACCCAAGAAAGUAAGGUCACUUCUUGUUGCUUGCUGAAGGCUUUGAUGCUUUUGGUCCAGAUUGCUUUUUCUUCUUCAAGGAUGGGGUGGGCAUGAAGCCUGUGAACCUGCUCUGUGUGGCUGGGCUCGCUGCUGCCAUGAUUUUUCUAGUCACACUUGGUGGCCUAGAUGUGGCUGAAUGUUGGGCUUGAAGAGUGGGCCUAACCAAAGGACCUUGUGGCAUUGACCCAGGCCCACUACUUGGUCCUGCAGUAUUGGUUGGUGUGGCU
Arachis ipaensis is the source of this 2060-nucleotide messenger RNA. The record is from RefSeq and is a predicted model, not a curated record. Lineage: Eukaryota; Viridiplantae; Streptophyta; Magnoliopsida; Fabales; Fabaceae.